UAGACUCCAACCUUCUCUUAUCUGAGUUGCUCGCCUUAGUUUGUAAAUCAGUUCCAUUAACCUUGCUUAACAAUUCUGCGAUGGCAAGGAGCAAGGGAAAUCCCCAAGUCCUUAUUGUGAAGCAUAUAAUCAGAGUCCUCUGUAGGUUUGUCAAUUCCAUUAAGGCAAAUGGGUAUGCACUUUCUUCAAAGAGUAGAAUACAUUUUAGCUCAAGAGAUGAGUUCUUGAACGGAUCGUGUGGUGGCCUCCCUGCUGAUAUCCCAAAGAGGCACUGUUCAGUGUAUGUUGGCAGCGAACAGUCUAGGUAUAUUAUCCCCACAAAGUAUUUGAAUCAUUCUCUAUUCAGGGAAUUGCUAGAUAAAGCCGAAGAGGAGUAUGGUUUUGAUCACCAGAUGGGACUUACAAUUCCCUGUGAGGAGGUUGCUUUCCAGUAUCUGACGUCCAUGUUGAGAAAAAGGAUGUAUGAACUCAAAGUUUUUCAUCCCUGAAGAGAAAUAGAUCUCAUUGUUUUGAGGUCUGAGGAGCGUCUCCUGCCUAGAGCUGGUUGAAGCAAAAGCAGGGGCUUCACAUGGAACGGGCCAGCCUGUGUACAGUUUUGGGCUGAUGCCCGGUUGACACUGUUCUAGAUAAUUAGAAGCCAUAAUAAUGUAUAUAUUUUAAACAACACUAAAUAUCUAAGGACUCGUCAUUAGACUUUAUAUUUUUCUUUUGACACUGUUCUUCAAUUUUUGUUUA
Molecule: messenger RNA, 735 nt
Organism: Cryptomeria japonica (Japanese cedar)
Lineage: Eukaryota; Viridiplantae; Streptophyta; Pinopsida; Cupressales; Cupressaceae
Product: protein SMALL AUXIN UP-REGULATED RNA 12-like
Exons: 1
Coding region: 81-488 (135 amino acids)
Biological process (GO): response to auxin
Source: RefSeq, a predicted model, not a curated record